Molecule: messenger RNA, 690 nt
Organism: Babesia sp. Xinjiang
Lineage: Eukaryota; Apicomplexa; Aconoidasida; Piroplasmida; Babesiidae
Product: Box C/D snoRNA protein 1
Exons: 3
Coding region: 1-690 (229 amino acids)
Biological process (GO): maturation of LSU-rRNA from tricistronic rRNA transcript (SSU-rRNA, 5.8S rRNA, LSU-rRNA); box C/D snoRNP assembly; snoRNA localization
Cellular component (GO): nucleus; pre-snoRNP complex
Source: RefSeq, a predicted model, not a curated record
AUGGAGCCAGCAACCCAGGGCAACUGCUGUCUCUGCGGGGAAGAUGCUAAAUACCGCUGCCCUACGUGUCUCAGGCAGACCUGUAGCGUUCGUUGUGUAGCUAAACAUAAGGAACAGCAUGGCUGCAGCGGGAGGAAGCAUAUCUCAUACAUACCCGUAUCAGACAUGACAGCUGAGACUCUCUCUAAAGAUGUGGCACUGCUCGACGAGGUUUCUCGCGUGAUUGAAUCAACAUCACGAGCUUUUGUACAGCGUCAGCUGGAGGCGAGUACUACUGCAGCUAGACGGGUGAAUGAACGAGUUAAACUCUCUAGGGCUUUAGAACGUGUGCUAUCCCGUCUAUCGGAUAAGAGCGAACAUUCGGAGGCACUACGGGAGUAUUUUGUGCCGUCAAAUGUAGUGGCCCUUUUGCGUGAUAUGGACAGCCCCAAUACAAGUCCUCGGCAUUUUAUGUGUGAUUUAGAAUGCACUGUGCGCCAGAACCUUGAGAAAACAAAGAUACUUGAGUUUCCGCGGAUAGAGAUCGUCCUCAAGCGAGAUUUAGAUACCUAUCAACUGGCGGAACGUCGCACGGCACCGGCACAGGUCGUUGAAGGGCCGUGUGAGGGCUUGUCCAGUGAUGUGACACUACCCAAUCCAGCAUCAUUAGGCGAGGAGCUGGUUACUGCGGAAUCCAGCAGUCUUAGUUAA